Molecule: messenger RNA, 1377 nt
Organism: Erinaceus europaeus (western European hedgehog)
Lineage: Eukaryota; Metazoa; Chordata; Mammalia; Eulipotyphla; Erinaceidae
Gene: MYF6
Product: myogenic factor 6
Exons: 3
Coding region: 90-818 (242 amino acids)
Biological process (GO): positive regulation of myoblast differentiation; muscle organ development; regulation of transcription by RNA polymerase II
Molecular function (GO): DNA-binding transcription factor activity, RNA polymerase II-specific; RNA polymerase II cis-regulatory region sequence-specific DNA binding; protein dimerization activity
Source: RefSeq, a predicted model, not a curated record
UUAAAUGCCAUCUGGGUGGUUCCUCUUGGGUUUUUUAAAACCAUCACCCAGUUCUAACCCGAAGGCAGAGGCCAACCAAGGAGGAGAACAUGAUGGACCUUUUUGAAACGGGUUCCUAUUUCUUUUACUUGGACGGGGAAAAUGUGACCCUGCAGCCCUUAGAGGUGGCAGAGGGCUCGCCUCUGUAUCCAGGGAGUGAUGGUACUCUGUCCCCCUGCCAGGACCAAAUGCCCCCAGAAGCCGGCAGUGACAGCAGUGGCGAGGAACACGUCUUAGCACCCCCUGGCCUGCAGCCCCCCCACUGCCCGGGCCAAUGUCUCAUCUGGGCUUGCAAGACCUGCAAGAGGAAAUCUGCCCCCACCGACCGGCGGAAAGCGGCCACCUUGCGCGAGAGAAGGAGGCUCAAGAAAAUCAACGAGGCCUUUGAGGCGCUCAAGAGGAGAAGCGUGGCGAACCCCAACCAGAGGCUACCCAAGGUGGAGAUUCUGCGGAGCGCCAUCAGCUACAUCGAGCGACUGCAAGACCUCCUGCACCGGCUGGACCAGCAGGAGAAGAUGCAAGAGCUGGGAGUGGACGCUUUCAGCUGCGGGCCCAAGCCAGACACACUCCAGGGCGCGGAUUUCCUGCGCACCUGCAGCUCCCAGUGGCCAAGUGUUUCGGAUCAUUCCAGGGGGCUCGCGGUCACUGCCAAGGAAGAAGGAGGGUCUACCAUGGACUCGUCGGCCUCCAGUAGCCUUCGUUGCCUUUCCUCCAUUGUGGACAGUAUCUCCUCGGAGGAGUGCAAGCUCCACAGCGUGGAGGAAGUGGUAGAGAAGUAAGGACGCAUGGGGCGCUCGCUUGUCCAUGCAGAAGAAGCCAUCCUGCCUACUCCACGGUCGCUGGGUCCUUUAACGUUAGGUCUCAGUGACCCCCGUUAUCCACGAACUCAGUGCAGGGAGGUCAGGAAAAUGAGGGGGAAAAAAUCGCCAAGAAAAGUUCUCAAAAACUGCUUUGCGCGCUCAGCCUAGAUAAACCUGUGGGCUUGGGGCUUGUGUUUAUGGAACCGCGAGUGGCUUAAAUUGAGCAGUCGUUUUUUGUGUUUAUAAAUAUCUAAUAUGUAUUUAUAUAUUAGAUAUUUACUUUUAAUACAGUGUAACAAGAGCACAUGUUACAACGUGUUUAGAAGAACUCCAUUCCUGGCUCUUGCUAAGUGGAAACGCUGCGUUUAAAUGGUGGUGGUAUUGAAUGUCUUUCUUUUUGUAAAUAAUCUUAAGACUGCCUGUUUUUUUUUUUUUAUGUAAACCAAAGAAAUAUAUUUUAAAUGUGGAUUGGCGUGUUGUAUAUAAGAUGUGCGAGGAUCCUGAUAUUGUCAUAUUAAAAGAUCAGUUUCUAUAUGAA